This is a messenger RNA of Vairimorpha ceranae, 945 nucleotides long. Its product is annotated as vacuolar atp synthase subunit c. NCBI's taxonomy places the organism in Eukaryota, Fungi, Microsporidia, Nosematidae. The transcript has a single exon. Gene Ontology annotation, biological process: proton transmembrane transport. The coding region runs from base 1 to 945 and encodes 314 amino acids. The record is from RefSeq and is a predicted model, not a curated record. Gene Ontology annotation, cellular component: vacuolar proton-transporting V-type ATPase, V1 domain. Gene Ontology annotation, molecular function: proton-transporting ATPase activity, rotational mechanism.
AUGUUGCUAGUAGGUCUUCCUCUAGAAGAUAAUAUUGAUGUUAACGAAGAAAUAUGUAAAAUAAAAGAUGAAUAUGGUAUCCUUGUAGAAACAAUAGAUUUACCUAAUUUCACAAAUUUCUGUAUUUCCGAAUGUAGUUCAUAUGAUGAUACUUUGUAUAAAGCAGAAAAAGAUUGUAUAGAUUUAAUUAAAGGUUUUAGAAGAAUUAAAGAAAUUUGUUUUAAUUGUCUUAUACAAUGGGACGGAAAUAAAUAUGGAAGUUUAGACAUGAAGGAAUGUUUUAACAUGAUUCUUGAUGACUUAUCUCAUCUUAAAAUGUUAUAUACAAAAAAGCGAGAUGAUCAUUUAAAAUUUAAAAAGGAGAGCGAGACUAUAAAAAAACGCACACAGGGCAAUUUACUUGAAAAAGAUUUGAACAUUGAAUGUGGAUCUUAUGAAUUUUUAGAAGAAGUUUUUGUUGUGGUUGAUAAAGAAGGAGUAAAUUUUUUAGAUUUUAUAAAAAAAUGCGAAAAUGCAUCUGAUGAAGUUAUUGAUCAAAUUGAUGAAGAUGAAAAAUAUUUUUUAUAUAGAAUUCUUAUUCUAAAAAAUAAUGUUAAAAAUUUUAAAAAGGAAUGUUCAGCAAAUGGCUUUUACAUUAAAGAAAAAAAUAAUAAUUUAAGUUUUAUAACCUGCGAAGACAAUUUAGAAUUAUUUAUUGACACUCAUUCGUUAGAACUAUACAAAAUUUUUAUUCAUUUAAAGUUAGUAAAGCUUUAUAUUGAAUGUUUUUGUAGAUAUGGUCUUCCUAAAAAAUAUUUAUGUUUAAUUUGUACUGAGAAAAAAGCUUUUGAGAAAUUUAAAAAUAUUAGUGAUAAUUGGAAGAGUGAUAGAAUUAUAGAUGACAGUGAUGAAGAUGAAACAGAUACAAAUUUUGCGCAUACAUUUAUUAAUAUUGAAAGUGAAUAA